CAUAGCCCAGUAACCGUACGAUCAAGCCUUCGUCUACGGUCCGAUGACCCCCAAGGGCUUUCGCAGCCACUGACGAGUCCCCCACUUCUUCCUAGUCCGCCUGAUCCCACUCGUCACUCUGCGUCAUUCCCGGCCAGCCGCAGAAAUUCGCUGACUCUACACACAAUAAGCUUCUUCCCCUCGUUAACGGCCACACCUCCACAGCAAAAAUCGAGCUCUUGUUCGCGCUUCACAUAGCAACUAUCCCCUAUUCCGGUAGUCCCCUCCGUAGUAGUCAGCCGUGCCACUGUGAUGAGCUAGUAGAUACUCCUAGGUCGUUUCGUUCUUCACAUCCAGGAAUCCACCCUCUGUUGUGCAUCUGUCGCGCAAAAUCACCCUAGUCGAUUCAUCUCUCCGCCGUCGCCCUUCGUCCGCCGCGCCCUCGGCCCGUCGCUUCGAUACAAACAUUUUCACGAUGAUUCUUGUAGCAGAAAAGCUUCACCGCUUUCUUCCCGCCACCGAAUCCAGCAACUUUUCCGCCCUUCCCUCCUCCGCCUCCUCCUCCUCUUUCGCCCCUUCCACCUCCGCUGAGCCCCUUCCCCAACUCGUCCCCAUGGGGCGCGCCAUCCGGCGCGCAACUCCCCCCCACCUGCGCAUUCCGCCCAUCUGCACCGGCCCCCCGCUCGCGGGGAUGAUGGACUCCCCGACUUCCCCGCGUUGCGAGGGCCCUUUCUCCCCCGAGGCUAGCGAGCCCUCCAGCCCCUUACCCGUGUCUUUCGGCGGGUUUGGAUCGCUACACGACGAAGACAUUCCGGAUAUUCCAAUUCCUGACCUGCAAGGCCUCGAACCUGCGACAACAGCCAGCGUCGCAGGCAGCGUCGCAAGCACGGGCGACGUCGCUAGCGACUGCGGCAGCGACAGCUUCAGCUGGGGUAACAGCAGCGCGGGCAGCGUCGCAAGCGCUGAUAGCUCUGAUGCGAAAGCACCUCCCUCGUCAUCGUCGUCGUCGUCGUCGCAUGCGGCGACUAAAGGCGGCUACCGGCCCGUGCAUGUGAUCCGCAGCAGCAACGGGGUUGCGACUGCAGUGCGCGCAGUUCAGCCCGCCUCCCCCCCUCUUCCGCCCCAACGCCUGGUCAUUCCCCUUGCUCCCACGGGCCCGCUCGCUUCCCCCACGAUGCUGAGCCCUACUGUUAUGAGCCAGUUCCUCGCUUCCGCCGUCAAUGACCGCAUCGUCCGUUGCCCUCCCCCCGCCCCCGCCUCAUCCGCGCCCUGCGCCACCCCCGUCGACGCGCGGGGAGGAGCGUUUAAGCAAGUCGCAGUGCCGGCGGCGGCAGCUUUUGUGCCAGCGCCGCCAGUGCCAGCAAUGGCGACGGCGACGGUGACGGCUGCGCUGACGGCAAGGCAGGGGGUAUCUGGCGGCGUGGAUGUGGCCGCUUGGGCUAGCGCUGCUGCUAGGGCGCCCCAGGAGCAGCAGCAUCAGGUGGAGAUGGCCGCGUGGCGGAGCCUUGACGAGGAUAUGGACACGUCAGCUGGGGCAGGAGGGAAAACGGCGGCUACGUGGGAGGUGUCAGGGUGGUUCCGGCAGAUGGCGGGGUGGCAGGCUGUGAACGCGGUGGACUCGUCGGAGGAACAGCUGCUGCCGGGAAGAGCGGGCCCACAGACGAGCUUUGCCUGGAGCAAGCCUCAGCGCAGUGAAGGGUGGUAGUGAAUGGCUGUUUGUACGGCAGGUACCUCCAGCACGUAGUUUUCCCCUCCAGCAGCAGACUGAAGUCUGCUUCUUAGGGAUAGCAGUGUUCUCAGAGGGCCUAGGGUCCUCCUAGGUUUAGUCCAUGGUCUAUGUGAAGCGUCAGUUAGCUCCAUAGGACCUAUUGUACACCUGAGAUAGUCAAAUUCAUU
Molecule: messenger RNA, 1875 nt
Organism: Closterium sp. NIES-67
Lineage: Eukaryota; Viridiplantae; Streptophyta; Zygnematophyceae; Desmidiales; Closteriaceae
Source: the annotation of a GenBank genome assembly